AAAGGAGACUUAUCUUUAUUAUUAUUUUUGUUAUAUUUGUUCUUGUUUUCCAUGUUUUGAUUUGCAAGUUUUAAAUAAAUCUAGUCUUACUAUCAAAAUAAAAAAAAAUGAAAGAAACAAAAAAGAGUCAUAUCAGAUUAUCAGAUUGCUUUUGCGCAUUAGGCUGCAGUGACGUGAAUAAAAUCAGUUGGGCCGCAAAUGAUGAGAGCAGAACAGCUUGAGGACGCCCUCUAGUGUCAACUAAGCAACCAUGUCUAGUCGAACUACAAUUCCCAGGUUGAAGGACAUCCGUUCGCUUGUAUUACGUCACGGACAGCUCCCCGGAUGCGGCUAUGACUGAAUAUACAAGGCAAAAAAAGAUCGAAAGCUAAGUGGCGGUGCUGCAGCCCUAGUGGUCGUUGGCAGGAUGCAGACCAUUAAGUGUGUGGUUGUGGGUGACGGGGCAGUUGGUAAAACCUGCUUACUCAUCUCUUACACAACCAAUGCCUUCCCAGAAGAGUACAUUCCAACAGUGUUUGACAAUUACAGCGCUCAGAUGAGCGUGGACGGCCGCACCGUAAGCCUCAACCUAUGGGACACAGCGGGCCAGGAGGAGUACGACCGGCUGCGCACGCUGUCCUAUCCCCAGACCAACGUUUUCAUCAUUUGCUUCUCCAUUAGCAGCCCAUCCUCCCACGCAAAUGUUAGGCACAAGUGGCACCCCGAGGUGUCCCACCACUGCCCCAAUGUGCCUAUUCUGCUGGUGGGCACAAAGAAAGACCUUAGAGGGGAUACAGAAACGGUUAAGAAGCUAAAGGAACAGGGUCUGGCCCCCACCACCCACCAACAGGGCAAUGCCCUAGCCAAGCAGAUCGGAGCUGUAAAGUACAUGGAGUGCUCUGCAUUGCAGCAGGAUGGCGUCAGGGAUGUGUUUGCUGAAGCCGUCAGGGCAUUUUUGUAUCCAGUCACGAAAAAGAAUCCCAAGAAGUGUGUGCUCUUGUAAGAACUGCUUCCCAAGUUUGGACUAUAGAGAAGGAGGAUGGAGAUCCACUCAUGCAGAGGACGGCUGAAGAGAAAAGGUCAGGCAUCGGCUUGGCCCCACACCACUGUUAGUUUUAAAUUCAACCUGUCACGUCUGCUACGGCAUCUCACCAACUUGCAACAAGGACAGCAAACCAUAUCUCUUUAAUUUGUCUGUAUUUUUAACAUUUGAUAUUUACACAACUCCAAUUUUACACCUGUUCUUCAUUCAUAGCUCCUCUGCUUUGCCUUAAUAAAUGCUGAUAGCAGUUGCUACGAAGCCAUAACAUCCAAAACAGCCGACCCAGCAAGCUUCCCUGUCUGACUGGAGAGAGGAGAUCUACCUUUGUUCAGGUGGAGAGCUAAUGACUACCUCAUAUUCUCACCAAGAUUGCAUCUCAUGACUCUCAAGCCAAAUUAACACCAGGAUGCCUCGACUUGCCAAGUUAAGCAUGCCCAAGUAGGGUUGGAAGACGGAAUGAAUUUCAAGGAAGUUUGGUCUGAUUACAAAGUGAUGGCUCCAGGUUUCGAUCGCAGCAGUUCCACCGGUUGUGUGUUUAGUGCUGUCUGAAAGCCCCACCCAUUAGAAGCAGCACAUCAUUUGCCCUCUGAGGUUUUUGUGGCCUUCCCUAAUAGUUCAGAAGUGACACAGGAUUCCUCAGACUCGCAGUGUCAUGAAGCCAGACUGUAACACAACUCCUCCUGUUUUCAUCUGAACUCAAACCGAGUGCCAUUAAAACACGCCUAAGAUUUUUCUCUUUGAUGGGGAUGAGGUAAAGGAGGCUAUUUAGUCUAAAAGUGAAUUUACUCUGUAAAUGAUUUUUUUUAAUCCUGAAAUGUUUUAACUUACACUUGUAAUGGCCAAAGUUGAAUAUAUUUUUUGUAAUAGUUUAUCUGUAAAAUGUAUGUGUGCUGUCGUUGAUUAUCACCUAUGAUGAACUAGAACGUCAUGUUCCUAUUGUCAGUUGUCUUAAGGUCUAUGAAGACCUGCAGGAUCGAGUUGUAGUGCCUAAUACCACAGUAUGUUUCAAUAUGUGCUUUUUCUUGCUUAAUUUUACCGGUUAGUUGACUGUUGUUUCAACGCAGUGUCGUAGCAGCAUCAUUAAGCACAAACGUGUGUAGAACGCCUUUCAUUUGGUCUGAUGGAUUAUCUAAACCAAAGACCCGUAAGUGCUCCUGUGUCGAACCCAAAGGUUUUUUACCACUGUGCUUUAAGCACCGCGAAGAAUUUUGAAUUCAGAUCCGACCAACUUCAAUUUAUUUUUGUAAUUUCUUCUCUUGACAUUUCCUGCCAGUAAAUGCUCUCAGCUCAAAGCCUUUUGUGUGUGUGUGUGAAGCGCAGGUGCUAAACUGACAUCUUGCCUGACAAGACUGUGUGCAUUUGCAAACCUCGCAGGGCCACGGCUCUGCGCAGAUUGUGGUUUACAUCUCAAGCCUUGCAGUUUUGCAGCGGAGGCAAAGCACAAGUGCAGCAAAAACAGUGUAGGUUGUGCCUCGUCAUUUCAGUUGUCUCUUUUUUAAGUUUUGGAAUAAUGAACGGUUUCUCGUGCCUGCUUACAGUUACCAGCAAUAAUGACACCCGUCUGUCCUGAUCAUUUCUGCUGCACUCUCAUGUGUGGCUACUAAACCUGUGUCGUAGCCUAGAAUAAAUGAAGGGAGAACACACACCUGUGGGCUCUGCCUCCUGGAGCUGUAUGCUACCAUGUGCAUGGUACUACGCUUUUACACUGGGAACUUGAUAUGUAGAAAUCUGUAAUUGUUUUAUAAAUAACAAAAAGCCUAUUUGUAUAAAUGAACUAACAGAUGAUUUUAAAUUAUACCAAAUAAAAUGGUUCAUUUGACUACU
Molecule: messenger RNA, 2845 nt
Organism: Oryzias melastigma (Indian medaka)
Lineage: Eukaryota; Metazoa; Chordata; Actinopteri; Beloniformes; Adrianichthyidae
Gene: rhogd
Product: ras homolog gene family, member Gd
Exons: 2
Coding region: 407-982 (191 amino acids)
Biological process (GO): cortical cytoskeleton organization; establishment or maintenance of cell polarity; regulation of cell shape
Cellular component (GO): cytoplasmic vesicle; cell projection; plasma membrane
Molecular function (GO): protein kinase binding; GTP binding; GTPase activity
Source: RefSeq, a predicted model, not a curated record